CAAUAUAAAUUACAAAUCUCCUGUAUAAAAAAAAAACAAAACCCUAAACCUUUUAAGAAUCUCGUAAAAACCUAGCUGUAGCAGCAAUCUCUCUCGUUUCUGAUCGGAACCAUGAGCAAGUCUAGCAAAAAAUCCGACACCAAAGUUGAAGCCGCACCACCUGCUUCAAUCACAAAGCCACUCAAGAAAGGUAAGAGAGAUGCGGAACAGGAUUUGGACAUCCAAGUUUCGAAGAAGCAGAAGAAAGACUUGAUUGCUGCUGUUCAGAAGGAGAAAGCUGCGAAGAAAAUACCAAAGAAGGUAGAGACUAGCAGUUCUGACUCAUCUGAUUCUGAGGAAGAUCAGAAGAAGGAGAAAGCUGCCAAAAAAAUACAGAAGAAGGUAGAAACUAGCAGUUCUGACUCUUCUGAUUCUGAGGAAGAGCAGAAGACUAAGAAGACUACUAAGAAAGUUACUGCAAAGGAACCUCCAUCUAAGCUGAAGGAUGACUCUUCUGAAGACGAUGAUGAUUCUUCUUCGUCGGAUGAGGAUGAUUCUUCUUCGGAUGAGGAACCUGCCCCUGCAAAGAAGCAACCUGAACCUCUUAAGAAAGACAAGGUAGAUAGCGAGGAUGAUUCUUCUUCAGACGAGGAAACCGCCCCUGUGAAGAAGCAAACAGCAAAAGCUCUUAAGAAUUCAAAGGUCGAGAGCAGCUCAUCAGAGGAUGAUUCUUCUUCAGACGAGGAACCUGCCCCUGCAAAGAAGCAACCUGUUAAGAAAGACAGCUCAUCCGAGGAUGAUUCUUCUUCAGAUGAGGAAACUGCCCCUGUGAAGAAGGUAGCGUCAGUUCCUAAGAAGGCCAAGGCAGACAGCAGUUCAUCUGAUGAUGGAUCAUCUGACGAGGAACCUGCCCCUGCAAAGAAGCAACCUGAACCUCUUAAGAAAGACAAGGUAGAUAGCGAGGAUGAUUCUUCUUCAGACGAGGAAACCGCCCCUGUGAAGAAGCAAACAGCAAAAGCUCUUAAGAAUUCAAAGGUCGAGAGCAGCUCAUCAGAGGAUGAUUCUUCUUCAGACGAGGAACCUGCCCCUGCAAAGAAGCAACCUGUUAAGAAAGACAGCUCAUCCGAGGAUGAUUCUUCUUCAGAUGAGGAAACUGCCCCUGUGAAGAAGGUAGCGUCAGUUCCUAAGAAGGCCAAGGCAGACAGCAGUUCAUCUGAUGAUGGAUCAUCUGACGAGGAACCUGCCCCUGCAAAGAAGCAACCAGCAGGUGUUGAAAAACCCAAGGCAGAAAGCGAAUCAUCUGAGGACGAAACAUCUUCAGACGAGGAAUCUGCCCCUGUGAAGAAGCAACCUGCAGCCUCUAAGAAUGCCAAAGCAGCGAGCAGUUCAUCAGAAGGAGAAUCUUCUUCCGACGAGGAACUCACACCUGCCAAGAAGAAGCCAACAAUUGGUAAGAAAGCCAAAGCAGCUGCAAAAGAUUCAUCAUCCUCGGAGGACGAUUCUGAUGAGGAAAGUGAUGAUGAAAAACCUCCUACAAAGAAGCCUAAAGUUUCAUCAACAAAAACUUCCAAACAAGAAACCUCUAGUGAUGAAUCUAGUGAGGAGUCUGAUGAGGAGGAGAGNUUGAAAUCAAAAAUCCAGGAUUCUGAUAUUGAAAUGGUGGAUGCAGAGCAGAAAUCAAAUGCAAAACAGCCCAAAACACCAACAAUUCAGGGAGGAUCAAAGACAUUAUUUGCCGGAAAUCUUUCCUAUGCAGUUCAGAGAUCUGACAUAGAGGAUUUCUUCAAAGAAGCUGGUGAAGUUGUCGAUGUUAGAAUUGCUUCACAUGAAGAUGGGAGUGCUAAGGGAUAUGGGCAUGUUGAAUUCGUUUCUGCAGAAGCAGCUCAGAAGGCAAUGGAACUGAAUGGUAACCCCUUACUAGGCCGCGAUGUUCGUCUUGAUCUUGCUAACGAGAUGGGACACAGAACUCCACGAAGCAGCAAUCCUGUUUCCUAUGGAGUAGGAAGCCAAUUUCGAAAGCUUUAUGUUAGAGGAUUUGAUACUUCUCUUGGAGAAGAUGAACUCAAGGAUGCCUUUAGAAAUCACUUUAGUACUUGUGGAGAAGUGGGAAGGAUUUCUCUUCCAACUGAUCGUGAGAGUGGUGUCAUGAGGGGGAUGGCUUACAUAGAUAUGAAGAGUGGAUUCGAUGAGGCGUUGCAACUGAGCGGAAGUGAAAUGGGAGGAGGAUUUUUAACGGUGGAAGAGGCUAGACCAAGAGAUAGUGAUGGCAGUGGUUCAAAUGACAGACCUCCAAGGGACAAUGGUGGCCGUUUCUCGAAUAGAAGAGGUAGAGGGGCACCUGGUAGAGGACCACCUGGUAGAGGGCCACCUGGUAGAGGACGUGGCCGUUUCAGUAACGCUGGAAGAGGACCCAGCAAACCAAGUCUAAUUGCAUCUGCGCAAGGGAAGAAGACCGUCUUUAAUGAUGAAGAGUAGAAAGCUUUUUUUGUGGUUGGAGAUGGCUCUUGUUUUUGUUCUAUCUUUUAUUUAGCUCUUUUUUUUGGCCGUUUCCUAUUGAGAAAAGCAUGAAACUUUUAUUAUGUGAUGAGUUACUACUCUUCUUAAGAUAUUUGUGUUGGCUUUGCUUAAACUAAGAGCACUUUGCUGCUUAAAAUUUUGAACUAAACCUUUACCUUUAUUGAUGGUUGCAUUACUACC
Camelina sativa (false flax) is the source of this 2676-nucleotide messenger RNA. The record is from RefSeq and is a predicted model, not a curated record. Lineage: Eukaryota; Viridiplantae; Streptophyta; Magnoliopsida; Brassicales; Brassicaceae.